AUGGAUGUACCAGAGGGGAAUGGAAACCCUUUGGGCAAUGGACUCGGUCGAGCUAGGCAAACUCGACCGAUUGGUCUAGGAGAUGCUCCAAACCGCCACCAACAGAGACAAGGGAUUGUUCCACCACCAGUGCAGAACCACAACUUUGAGAUCAAGCUGGGAAUGAUCAACCUUGUCCAGAACAAGAUGUUCCAUGGAUUGCCAAGUGAAGACCCCAUUGACCACCUUGAUGAGUUUGAUAGGCUUUGUGAUUUGACAAAGAUCAAUGGUGUCUCUGAAGAUGCCAUCAAGCUGAGACUCUUUCCUAUGUCUCUAGCUGACAAAGCUCACCAAUGGGAGAAGAGCUUGCCCCAUGGCACAAUCACCACUUGGGAUGAAUGCAAGAAGGCCUUUCUUGCUAAGUUUUUCUCCACCGGUCGCACAGCCAAGCUUAGAGGAGAGAUAUCCAGCUUCAUCCAGCGAAACAAUGAGACAUUCGAGAGGCUUGGGAGAGGUUCAAACUACACAAGUCAGUGCCCACACCAUGGAUUCAACAAUGAAUCUCACUACUCUCCACUCUUUAUAGAGGAUGCUUGCCUAGAGUAUGAUCGCACCAACCGGAGCUCGACCCACCACUCGAUCGAGUCAGACGAAAAGUUGAGAAAAGAUGUUAAGGCAUUGAAUGAGAAGUUGGAUAAGCUGAUCCUAGCUCAGUCCACAAUGAAGAAAGUCAACUUUGUGUCUGCUGAGGAGAUGGAACCAGUCCAAGAAGGGGAGGAUACACAAUUUGCUGAGGUGUGCUACAUGAGCAAUGGGCAAGGAGGACCAAGUCUAUCCUCAACAACAAGCAGCUCGAUCGAGUCAAGCCACAACAUGGGUAUGGUCCAAAAGAACAAUUACCAAGGACCCCAAGAUGACGAUAUUGUUGCUACUGAGGCUCCUACUGUGGCCUUUCACACUUCACCAGUUGAGCUCACAGACCAAGCUCGAUCGGCUGCUCGAUCGACUCGAACUCUAGCUCGAUCGAGUCAGACUUCAUCAGACCUCAAGCUGAUUUUGCUUGAUCCUUACCAGCCAGUUGAUACAUCAUCCGACCGCCUACUCAGUCAAAGCCAUAAGGAAGUGAUUCACAAGUUCAGGAAAGACCUAAGUGAGAUUGGAGUUGAGUUGCUUUCUAUGGAAAGCAUGAGUGAGGCCUUUGAGCAAAUGAAGUUGAUUCAAGAUGUUCUGGCUCACAAGGAAAAGGUUUAUGAGCUGUCUACUCACCAAAUCAACCUGCUUACUUCACCUACUUUCUUACCAAAGGUGAAGGAUCAAGGGAAAUUCACUCUCCCUUGUACACUUGGGCAUAUUGAGCUUGACAAUGGCAGAAAAGAUUGGCAUUGCUGGAGCAUUGCAGUGCCCUAG
This is a messenger RNA of Microthlaspi erraticum, 1386 nucleotides long. The record is from the annotation of a GenBank genome assembly. Lineage: Eukaryota; Viridiplantae; Streptophyta; Magnoliopsida; Brassicales; Brassicaceae.